This is a messenger RNA of Protopterus annectens (West African lungfish), 351 nucleotides long. Its product is annotated as nuclear factor 7, ovary-like. Lineage: Eukaryota; Metazoa; Chordata; Ceratodontiformes; Protopteridae. The transcript has 2 exons. The record is from RefSeq and is a predicted model, not a curated record. Bases 1 to 351 code for a protein of 116 amino acids.
AUGCUGAACUGCAUGCGUCAUUUCUGUAAAUCCUGCAUCAGACAACUUUGGAAGAGCUACAGCAGCUCACUUACCUGUCCACAAUGCAGAUGGAAAUUUCCCAUCAAGGCAUUCUGCACUAACUUUCUAGUAGCACCCAAAAUAUUUAUAAAGUCUGUGAAUGUACUGAAUACUGGUGGUUUUAUCAGUGGAUCCCAUUACUUGGAGGACUGGGUGGGAACAAAGACCAAGUGGGACAUAGGUGUUGCCCAAAAAUCUGCAAACAAGAAAACUAAGGUCAAGCUCGGAUCAGAGGAUGGUUAUUGGAUAUUUAGGUUGAGGAAUGAUAAUGAAUAUAUAGCUGCUAGUUAA